Messenger RNA from Electrophorus electricus (electric eel), 5516 nucleotides. It is a transcript of the gene plpp4, whose product is annotated as phospholipid phosphatase 4. Gene Ontology annotation, molecular function: phosphatidate phosphatase activity. Lineage: Eukaryota; Metazoa; Chordata; Actinopteri; Gymnotiformes; Gymnotidae. The record is from RefSeq and is a predicted model, not a curated record. Gene Ontology annotation, biological process: phospholipid metabolic process; phospholipid dephosphorylation. Gene Ontology annotation, cellular component: membrane.
UCCUAUUCUUUAUUACCAUUCACUGCUGACGUCUUCAAAAGCAAGUUCAAUUGUAUCUUUGUUUCUCUCACCACGGUGUUUUCUCGCCUGGUUGAUGGACAAGAUCACCGGAUGCGCACAUGCAAAUGGAUUAGAGACCGAAAUUGAGGAAGGACAAACGUGAAACUAUUAUUUUGCAGGUCCCGCAGCCAAAGAUCGGCGACGAAGAAUCAAGAAAACGUGCGAGUUUUCCACUGUAACCCAACGGGCGUAAGCUUCGAGGCUAACGUGGUAAGGAGGACAGAGCAAUAAGUGGAAAACGAAUGACUUUUCCGCAUUGUUGAUCUUUGGAUCAAUUUUGGAUUUGCUGAGAGAGAGAUAAAAGAACAUGAAGAUGUCGCCUCCAGAUCGAAGGAAAGACAUGCGCGACCUGGCGUUGGAGAUUGGGAUUCGAGUUCUGCUAUUUGGAGUUUUUGUGUUCACAGAGUUCCUGGAGCCCUUUGAGAGAGUCAUCCAGCCGGAGGAAUUGUGGCUGUACAAGAACCCUCUGGUGGAAUCAGAUCUCAUCCCCAAGAGGGUCAUGUUCGCCAUAUCAUUCCUCACCCCUCUGGCAGUGAUAUUUGUGGUGAAGAUUAUACGACGGACGGAUAAGACAGAAAUCAAAGAGGCAUGUUUGGCUGUGUCUCUUGCACUCGCACUGAAUGGCGUCUUCACAAACACCAUCAAGCUGAUAGUUGGCAGGCCAAGGCCAGACUACUUCCAUCGCUGCUUCCCCGAUGGCCAGGUCAACCCCAAAAUGCUGUGCACAGGAGAGCCCGACCUGGUGUCUGAGGGCCGCAAGAGCUUUCCCAGCAGCCACUCCUCCUUCGCUUUCUCUGGCCUGGGCUUCACCUCAUUCUACCUGGCGGGAAAGCUGCAGUGCUUCACGGACAGUGGCCGCGGGCGCAGCUGGCGUCUCUGCGCCAUGAUCCUGCCGCUCUACAGCGCCAUGAUGAUCGCCCUGUCUCGCACCUGUGACUACAAGCACCACUGGCAAGAUGCCUUCAUCGGGGGAGUGAUAGGACUGCUCUUUGCCUAUAUCUGCUACCGGCAGCACUACCCACCAUUCCUGCACACAGACUGCCACUUGCCUUAUGUUAGCCUGGCACUGAGCGUCUCCCAACAUGCACCCAUCACCGAGGACCAGCCUCAUCCCACGGACAACGCCACCAGUCUACCUCUGGAGGGCAUCACCGAGGGGCCCGUAUGACUAAUAGAUCCCGACCCUUCAGCAGCCCACUUGCUGCUCCAAGGCUCCCCCUCUUGCUCUGCCCACUUGGUAUGACCCAUACAGGCUGACUGACUCUACAACAUUCCAGUGGGUUGUACCAAUUCACCUGUUUUCUUUUUUGCUCACCAGUCAGCUUUUAUUAUGUGUUUAGUUCUCAGUAAGAAGCCUUGUUGAGGAUGCAUAUAUACACUCAGUACAUCUGUUGACAGCAAAUUCAACUGUUGUAGUGUAGCAGAAAGGAGAGUGAAGAGAAAAAGUGUUUCUUGAUGCCUGAUCAUGCAGACGUGGCUUGAUGAAGCUACAUAAAGAGGAAGAAACACUAAUAAUGGCACAAAAGAAAGAGAAAGUACAGUACCAUGUAUUUUAUUUUCACCAGGUCUGGGUCAUUUCAAUUAAAAUAAUAAUACAGGAGCAACAUGGCAUUACAAGGGAAUUUUAAUUAAUCCUUUCAGUCAUAGUGUUUCUGACUGUUGUGUGGAAAAGUGUCCUUUAACUCACUCUCCUACUGGCUUUUCCACCUAUGAUUCAUUUGUUUGAGACAGUGGGCAGGAAAACCACUUUCCGAAAGUCCAUUCUGUGAACUCAUUGGUUGUCCAUGGCAACAUGCUGAUAAAUAUAGACCUGCUACACUUUGGCUUUGGGAGAGAGCUGACAUCGAUGCUUCCUAGAGUGCCCCCCCUCAUUUGCCAGUCCUUUCUUUUGUUUUUCUUAUCUUCUCCUACCUUGCUCCGCCUUUUCCACCUCCUCUGUUUAUUUUCUCAUUCGCUCACCAUGUUCGCACCCACAUACACGUAGCUCAUCACUUAACGCCUCCACAUUUUGCUCUCUGUUUUCUCUUUCACGUUUUUCUUUUAUUUCCCCAGUCUCCAUCUCUGUCCUUAGUUUAUAACUGCUUUGUCAGUACUAUCACUCCCCCCUACAUCAGCACACUCACUUGUGCUUUCUCUCUUCUUCCCUUUCUAUAUUUUGUCAUUCUCUCCUACUAUCUGUCCUCUUAUUUCAUCCAUCUUUCCUUCUUGCUCCAUUUUGCUUUCACCCAGCCUGAUUACCAAAUUUGCCUCUAUUUGACAUUUUCCAUGCCUGGGACACUCAAACAAUUUGAAUACAAAUUGCGGCCAAACGCCGGGCGAUCGAUAUUGAGCAGGGGCUAUUCGUGUGUGCCAGAUAGAGGGUGCAUGACACUUGGAGGGCAGAUGCCCCAACUUGCACCUGAAUUCAUUUUCAUCAGGGCCAGAGCGGAUGCCAUUGCUACUGAGCACAUUAGUGCAGCACUGAAAAGAAAACCUCUGUCAGAGGCUGGGAACUUUUAGCAUGAGUGUGUCUCCUUGGCUGUUUAUGGCCUGCCACAAUCAUCCCACUAAUGGGAUUAUUCAUUAACAUGCCACUUAUGUUUUUAUAAGGUUGCCUGUGUUGAUUGGACACAAAGGGGAGCUACUCUGUGGUGAUUAUGAUUUAGACUGUUGUUAAUUACAAAAAAGAGAGAGGACCAGUACUGGACCAGUAAAUAUUCAGUGCCAUUCCAUGUAGAAUUAAAAUACAUAAAGGAAAAUGUGUAAAAUUCUGUUAUCAUGUUUUCCAUGAUUGUCACUCAGUGAUAUGCAUAGAGCGGAAAGAGUUUUUUGAGUAGUUAAAUAAUGCCCAAGUACCUGCCACAAUGUACUUGAUCUUGAUUUUUGAAGGAGUCUAAGCAUGUUUGAAAACGCAAAAUUCGCUGUCUGGGUAAACAAGAAGUAGGCCAAAGAUUUUUUUCCCUUAGCAAGUGAUACAUGUAAUUUAAAUGUAAAUGUGAUAUUUGAUGUUUUUAAGAUGAAAUUCUUUUAAAUGGUAGAAGCAAAGAUAAUUAUUCAGGGAAAUGCAUGAAGUGACAGCUGAAACUAGUGACAAUGAAAUAAUGAAGUUGGCUUGUCGAGGAUAAGUUCAUAAUCCCCUUAUCACCAUUUGUUACUUCGGUUGUAGUCCUAUUUUCAAAGCAACAACAUGCUAAUUAUAGCAUUGUUCACACACAAACAAACCUGCCAAUAUUCCUGUGAACAUGCAGAAAGUUCCUUUGGCCACAGCAAUACAGAUUGUUUCCACAUAAAGUGGAAAAAAGUCAAAGGGUUUUCAUAAAAUGUAACAAAAAUAAUGUGAAGGUCUCCCAUUUUUCUACUGCUGUACUGCAGGCAAUGCCCCUUGUGCACUAUGAGGAGCCAGAGAACUCUUAGUGCACUACAGGGAGACAGUGAACUCUUGCCAGACUCUUUUGUUUGAGACCCAGCCUGUAGACUUUCACCACAGCAUCUGUUCUAUGUGGUUGCUAUAUCAUACACAUGCUCUAUUCAGUUAUUUUUCAAAUAAGAAUAUGCAGAUGAUAAAGGAGCAUGCCUAUGCACCACACAUACCUUAACAUACCUGGUGCUGUUCCCUUAUAUGUGUGUUUUUAAAAAGUGUUUACAUAUCUGCUGUUAAUAGAUGGACCUAUUAAUGUAUAUGACGGAUUAGCUGCAUAGAAAAUGCUAAUAUGGCUAACAACAGCCAUUACUCAUCAUGAUAUUGCUAACAAUGCUAAAACAUUACUGUUAGCAUUUUUAUUCAGUAAUAACAGCACUUUCUGACUGAAAAACAUUGUUGGGUCUCUGGCAUGAGGAAAGAAGCCUUGUGGUCACUCACUCUUGGGCUAGAAAUCACUAGAAAUCUCACACACAUGGAAACAACUUUUAAUUACAUAAUCAUAAUUACAUAGUCUUGCUACCGCAUUGCUCAGCUAGAUUAGUUUUUCUCUUUGAGCCUUUUACAAUGUCCCCUACCAUAACUUCUAAUUGCUUGUCCAAAGAUUUGUUGAUUUGUUAACUUGAGAUUUAAUUCCAUACUUAUUAAGAAUUUAUUAUCCUUGGGAGUCCUGCUUGCACAAAUGUUUUUGUUGAAUAUAAUGGGCUUGAUAAUGAAAUAUCAGAUGUGUUACUGCUCUGGGGUAUAUUCAACAAAACAAGGACAAAAAGCAGGAAUCCUGAAAGACUAACAGUAAAAAUAACCAUUUACAAGAUGGAAGUCACCUUGCUUGCCUUAACCCAAGCCUGCAUGACUCUGAUAUUAAUGAAUUCAUUUAGGGUGAAGAACCCACUUUGGGGUCUCAUGAAACUCGUAUGGCAACCCAGGCAGUUGGUUCAUGUUUUAUGUGGUUGUUACCUUUUAGUGUGUUACCUUAGUGUUAAAUACAGUUCUUUAACUUGUCAGUGUAAUUUGCCCAAAAGUUGAAUGAAUCUUAUUUUAGUAUCUGCUACUGAAAAUAGGGGCAUUUAUUGUGAAAAUAGGGGCAUUUAUUGUCUCUGUCAUUUUUCAUUAUUUAAAAGUGACCAAAGCUUAUAAAUGUGCAACAUAUCUACUAUACUGAGGAAUCUGACUUAUCACAUUCCUUUUCAUAAUAUUAAUCUGCUUUGUUUUUAUGUUUUGCUAUUUCCUCCUCUUAAUUUUCCUAGACAUAGGUGCUGUAGAAAAGGAAAAAGGUCCACAGGCUGCCCCCCUCCCAUAAUGUGAACCAUUUGUUUUGUACAGAAGGUUUAUUUUGUACUCACAGGUUUAUACAAUUUGUGGAUAUUAAAUAUGUUACCCAUUAUUUCUCCUUUUGUUCUAUGUCUACUGUUGCUCAGAAAUGGUAAACCAAUUGUUUCCUAAUUGUCUUAUAGGAUAAAAAGAAUUCUAGUUCUCUGAAGUCACAUGGCAUGUCAAUUCUAGUUGUAAAAAGAGAUCAUUUUAUAUGGAGACGCAUGUCCUGGCCUUGAAACCACUUUGAGUCGUGUUCUUGUUGAUUAUACUGUGUAUGUACAAAUAGUCUAAAAAUGAUCUGCUUAAGAGUCAAAACAGUCCAUGAAGUUAAAAGCGAGCAAAAUUCUUUCCUCAUGUCUAAGUGGAUGUUUUGCUGGGUACAAGCAGUAAAACUAACAAGCUGAAAAGAGCAUUUUCAUUGACCUGUCCACGCUGCUAAUGCACAUCAAAAUCAAUGAAAUGAACGAAAUUUGGUGACUGGGUUCAUAUUUUAGUAUGCUCUUAGAAGAAUGGAAUCAUGUUUUACGGUUCAUGACAAAAAAAUAAAUAAAUAGACAAAAAAAGAGCACUGUUUAAUUUAUUCCUGUGCAUUAACGCCACUGAGCGCUUCAGAGUGGGUGUUCUGUGCGACUCCGGUGGGGCUGGGUCCAGGUUUGGCUAGCCAGCAGGUGCUGCAGGAGCUCAGUAUACUGUUUGUUCUCGGUGAAGGUUUGUUAUUGUGUUGUUAUGCAUCAACUUGCACUUA